AUGGGUGAAAAUGAUUUUAUCUCUGUGCCUUCGUUACCAGAACCAACGACACAGGCGACUAUAACUACAAGCCUCGCGAAUAACAAUAACAAUGCGGCUUCAAUCGUAGAGGUUAAUCUUCCUAAGCCACUAGCUGUUACAAUGAGUUUGUCUGAAUCUAGCGAUUCGAGUAGCAGUAGUUCUGAAUCGGACACCGACAGCAGUUCUGAAUCCGACAGUAGCUCUGAAUCGGACAGUUCGCGAAGAAGUUCCAAAGCUAAGGUAGCCACCGGUCAUCGUGAAAACAGUCCCUUCAAUCUCGUACCAAAACUUUCACCACUACAAAAUUCGACAUCUUUCCGCCCAAACAAGAGUUCACAAGCACCGGCCUGGAGUGGCAAAAGUACCCAACAGUCAUUGCCGAGUGUUCCAACUAUCGAUAUAAAUGAUGGAAACGUUUGUGUGCCUCCUGUGUUACAUCCAACCGAACAACCGCACAAAGUCGUCCAGCCUCCUACUCCACUAGUUCCGACCAAGAUGGAUAGUCCUACUUCGAGACGAAGCUCCAAAACCAAAGUCACCACCGGUCAUCGCAAGAACGGUCUCAUCGAUCUCGUACCAAAACAUUUACCGCUACGAAAUUCGCCGUACUGCCGCCCAAACAAGACUCCACAGGAACCGGCCUGGAGUGCCAGCAAUUCUCAACAGUCAUUGCCGAGUCUUCCAAUUAUCGGCAUGGGUGAAAAUGAUUUUAUCUCUGUGCCUUCGUUACCAGAACCAACGACACAGGCGACUAUAACUACAAGCCUCGCGAAUAACAAUAACAAUGCGGCUUCAAUCGUAGAGGUUAAUCUUCCUAAGCCACUAGCUGUUACAAUGAGUUUGUCUGAAUCUAGUGAUUCGAGUAGCAGUAGUUCUGAAUCGGACACCGACAGCAGUUCUGAAUCGGACAGCUCUUCGGAGGACGAACAUGAUUCUCCGAUGAAAGGACAAAGCUGGGCAGAAGUGGUCAACCAUGCUAAUAUGGUUGUUAAAAACCAAUUGACCAUGGAUCUGUACCUGUCAGAGUCCGACUCGGAUUAG
This is a messenger RNA of Sabethes cyaneus, 1062 nucleotides long. Its product is annotated as ell-associated factor Eaf-like. The record is from RefSeq and is a predicted model, not a curated record. The transcript has a single exon. The coding region runs from base 1 to 1062 and encodes 353 amino acids. Lineage: Eukaryota; Metazoa; Arthropoda; Insecta; Diptera; Culicidae.